Colletotrichum karsti is the source of this 1959-nucleotide messenger RNA. RefSeq lists its product as uncharacterized. Gene Ontology annotation, molecular function: copper ion binding; oxidoreductase activity. Bases 1 to 1959 code for a protein of 652 amino acids. The transcript is spliced from 11 exons. The record is from RefSeq and is a predicted model, not a curated record. Lineage: Eukaryota; Fungi; Ascomycota; Sordariomycetes; Glomerellales; Glomerellaceae.
AUGGGGUCAAAAUACCAACAGAUUGAGUCAACGCAGCUCGGGUUGGCGAAGAGAAAGAACAGAAGAAAGUCGCCAGUGUUCUGGAUCUCUGGUUUGGCCGCUCUAUGUCUCUUCAUCGUGGCAGGAACUUGGAGAGGCGAUACCCUGCAGCGAGCAGUGCGUGGCUGUUGGGAUCGCGUCUUUCCGGGCAAGUCAGACAGACUCAUCCGCAAGUACAACCUUCAGACAGGAGUCCGAUGGAUGAACCAAGAUGGCGGGCGUUGGAGGGUCAUGUUCACCUGUAAUGGCCAGUCGCCCUGCCCGACACUGUACGCCGAAGAGGGCGAUCUCGUCGAGUUGACGGUCAAGAGCGACAUCUAUGCACAGUCGUCAAUUCAUUGGUCUGGAAUCGGUCACAAGGGAACUGGCAGCUGGAAUGAUGGCACGGCUGGAAUCUCUCAGUUCCCAAUUCUGCCCCGCGGUAACUUCACCAGCGUGAUUGACACAGCUGGCUCCUGGGGUCUGAACUGGUACGCCGAACACACAUCGGCCGCAUCAGCAGAUGGUUUAUAUGGCAUGGUCUACGUAGCACCCAGUCCAUCAAGACCUAGACCGUACAGGUUGAUCACCAACGAUGAGACUGAGUUGCGCAAGAUUAUGGAAGCCGAGAGGGAAGCCCGCCACUUGGCCAUCAAGAACCACCAGCACCGCGAUACCGGCUGGAAGAUGUUGCGUAUGAGGGCCGAGGGUUCCGAGUUCUACUGCUACAAUUCCAUCAUCGUCAACGGCAAGGGUCGUGUGCAUUGUCGCCAACCCGGCUUCGAGACGUUGAAUGGCCAAAACAUCGACGAGACCGGCUGCAUUCAGCCAGCAGGUCUUCCGCAAGAAACUUGCACGCCUAGCAAGGCUGACUAUGAGGUCAUUGAAACUGAAGGUCGACCUUACAUCAUGCUUAACCUUAUCAACAUUGGUUUCGAGCACUCAGUCAUGGCCUCCAUCGACAAUCACAAGAUGAUUGUGGUUGCGAACAAUGGCGGCUUCGUCACUCCGGAGGAGACUGAUGUUGUAUACGUCCCCAGUGCCGGUAGGGUUACCGUUCUGAUGAAGUUGGAUGCGAAGCCUGGUGACUAUGCCCUGCGCAUGUCGUCCACGAGUCAAAUGCAGAACUUGCAGGGCUACUCGAUCCUCAGAUACCCGGCGAGUCGUCGUCCCAUCUAUGGCCAGCCGAUGGAGUUGCCACAACCUUCGAAUUCAGACGAUAUCUGCGUGCUACCCGACAGCUCCACCAAGAAAGGAUGCAAGACUACCAACUCACAUUUCCUUCCUCCUUACCCCGAGUUCCCGCCACCAAAGGCCAAGAAGUCCCGCCCAGCCUCCGCCGACUUCACCUUCCGUCUGGCAGCCGGAUCUCAGCCUUCACUCACGGAGCCUCACGUCCCAGAGUACUUCCUCAACGAGAAGCCCUGGCAACUCUUCCGUUCUUCGUUGACCCCGCUACUCUUCCAUGACUUCAAUGCCAGCUCCGGGAAGUCGCUGGACAAGCCUGUCAUCGAGGGGAUUCCCAUGGGAAGCGUCGUCGACCUGAUCAUCGAGAACCAACUGAAUGACACCAUCCCUCUCUACAAGCACGCAGAUCCUGCGUGGCUUCUUGGUGUCAGUUCGAACGCGCGAUUCCCUUAUGCCAGCGUUGAAGAGGCAGUUGCUUCGGACAGAGACGUUGCAUCCGCGCUAAACCUCCAAGAUCCCGGACUUGUCACUAUCCAUGACUUGCCUCCUCUGGGAUGGAGUGUCCUUCGCUUCAAGGUCACGACCAAGGCAGCUACAAUGAUUCACGCGGUAAAGCUCAGAUACUUUGCGCUUGGCAUGUCGGCACCCAUUAUGGAAGGCAUACUUCCCAAUGACCCGGCAAACUUCCCCCUGUCUGCUGCCAACAGACCUCACGUAGACUUUGAACCCAAGAAUGAUGGAGUCUUUGGCUAG